AUGUCUCCCAACAAAAUUGGGGAAAUUAGGGAUUUUGAACCCAAAAUUCCAGCAAGGUGCUCUUCAGCUCCGUUGGCUUUGACUUCUGUUCCAAUCUACCUCUCAUUCUGGUUUGGUAAUACUUUGGGUAAUACCUCUGUUUCGUCGUUUUCAUUCUUUAACCUGUUUGCCGCGCGCGCUCUUUUACCACAUACCUUUGACUCCACUAUGAUCCGAGAUACCUGCAAGAUCAACAGAACUUCGGGUCUUAUGGAUGGUCUCUAUCUCCUUAAUGUUUUCGUCAUCCGUGCUUGUCUAUCUCAAAAUAUCUGGGCUGUUCAAUUCCCUGACAUGAUGGUUUGUAGUGGCCCUAAUGUUGAUCCAUCCACGUUGCUCGGCACGGCUGCAACGCUAAUACCAAGGACUACACCGCACGGUUGCGCAUGUAACACAUCUUGGCCCUUGCAAUUACAGCAAUGGCGUCCCAUCUUUGGCCCAACCCUGUUGGCAUCAGUUCAGGGCAAAGUACCGGCUGUCGUCACUGUUCUGUGGUCAUCGGUUUUAGAGCUACAUUCCGAGCUAAAAAUUCCUAAUCGACAGCCGCAUUAA
This is a messenger RNA of Phycomyces blakesleeanus NRRL 1555(-), 588 nucleotides long. RefSeq lists its product as hypothetical. NCBI's taxonomy places the organism in Eukaryota, Fungi, Mucoromycota, Mucoromycetes, Mucorales, Phycomycetaceae. The record is from RefSeq and is a predicted model, not a curated record. The coding region runs from base 1 to 588 and encodes 195 amino acids. The transcript has 5 exons.